CACGCAGGAGCGAACAUUAAACUGAUCAGAGUGUGCACAGAAACACUUCAUCAUGGACCUAAUUACUUGUGCGACUUGCGAACUGCCAGUGUGGGGCUCUCCCAUCAGAUGUGGUUACUAUAUGUAACGUUUGAAGAUUUACUCUGCCUUCGACACCCGAGCCUAUCUUGUCAUCUGCUGUCUACUCGGGUCAAUGUUGACGAUUUUCUGAUGCCCGCUCGUUUGAUUUCUAACACUACAACCGGCACAACCUCCUCAAAACCUGAUCUCGAUUAUCACAGAUCUCCUCGAAACAGGACAAAAAAAGUUACUAGUGUAUCACCACAGGGGAUCACUAUUCAGAAGAACAAUUGUAAAACUGAUUGGGAGCACAUUCACGCUCUAACGGAAACAAUUGACAACGAUUGGUGUUACGAUAAAGAGCAAGGAGACAAUAUUCCAACGUCUUAUCUGGUCUCAAACAGACAAAGUCUUGAUAGACGCGAUAGGGAUCUAAAUGGCAGAACAAUACACCAACCAAACUGUACAGAUUAUUUAAACAAUAUGGCCUUAAGUCGUGUACAGCAGUGCAGUCGUGUACGCGAUACAAUGAGGGAUUAUGGAGCUGACCAAGCCGCAAAAAAUAAACCCAAGUGCUUUAAAUAUCCUAAUUCUCGACGAGAUAAAUCCGGCACUUCAACUGACGUUUCCCCACACGGAUUUCAGCCUCGCACUAACGUUUGUGUCUCUCGGUCAAAUCAGAUCAGCUGUCCGGACAAUAGACGGACAGCCCGUACUAAUCCGGAUUUAGCUGUUACGGGUUCGCAUUCACAGUCUUCUGAUGGAUUGUUUGCAAGUAAUAAUAAUUGUGUGGGCAGUGAACAAAGACUAAUACAGCGUAAUUUAACUGAGAAAAACACGCGAUCUCAAACAAAACCCUCCACUCAUGAAAGAACGAUGCAAGAUACAAAAGGCAGGGAGAAUCGAACCCAAUGUUGGGUUGAAGAGGAAAAUUUUCGACCUCCCCCAAAAGAAAAGAGGAUCCUUGGAAGACAAGCAGAAAGGAUGCUGCUAAAAAAGAAAGAAGGACAAACUGUGAAAAGUUCAAAGGAUGUUUCUAAUGUCAGAAGUACAGCUAUCAGGCCGAAGGAACUUUUUGCAUCAAGGGUUAAAAGUGCUGGAGAAUUAAAACGUUCUGCUGGACCUCCAACACCACGGAGUGAAACUGCCACUACACCGGAUAGUUCCCGACAACCUAAAAAACUUUGUGUAUUUCAACCCAAGCAGACUGACGUUGCUCCGGUUGUGAGCCCAGAUUCAGGGUUAGACCACACAAUACUGUCGGAUUCUUUCGACCAUGUAUUGUCCAUUGAAGCACAGUUUGAUGAUCCUGUGCAACAAAAUGAAAUGAUGCGUUCGAAUUCCACAGACUCGUCACCCGUCACAAUAUCAAGCGGAUAUGAAAGUGAUUCUAUUCAGACUUGUGAGGCGGAAAUUGACAAAAUAUUUGUGAACAAUAAAUCAAGAAUGGGAAACUUAACCAAUGUGUCGUCUGUUACGGCGUUCCCAAAUUCUUCGUUACAUGCGAGUGCAAUGGACAUUUCAUCUUCAAUAUUUCAAUCCGUCCCUUUUUCAAAUGGUGCUGAUAACGUUUCGGAAAAAUCAAAUCAGUCUUUCGUUAGUCCCAAAUCGCGAACCCCCGAAAAACCAACUGGAGUGUUAGAUCGCUCGUUUCAAAUCCCCGACAAGUCCUCAGUAAGGAAUAUAAGAGCAACAGAGACUGACUUUCAAUCCUUGCCCAUCUUUCCCAGAAGUCAACCAGAACAGACUGCUCCCAGAUUUUCGCCUGUUCAAAGACAUAACCAUAAACUAACGAAAGUGGCAAGGUCCAUGUUUGAAAUUAUUAACGAUUUACAACUGGAAAACGAAUCCCCAAAGAAUAACCCUGGUAAUAUAAAAAGGUGCAAGAAAGUCAAAAGGGCGAAUCCUGUUCGAGCCGAAAAUGCUACGCUCAUUAAAAACAAUUUUCAAAGAGGUUCUAUGGAAUCACUGAACGAAAACAGAUUGUGUAUUUCGGAGGAAUCUAUUAGUAGCGUGGAUAAAGCAGACGCCACCUUGGGUGUUAAUGCAAAAUCCGAUUGUAUCCCCGAUCAUACCCCCGGCGUAAAAAGUGAGCCUAUUGUGGGUGAGAAUAAUAACGACAUUCAAUCAAAACGCCACACAGAUACCUUGUUACCGCUGCCCUCUACAAUUGAGUGUCAAUCUCCCCAGAGUAGCAAUAAUAGCUCAAAUAGGGAGUCCUUGAGCCACCCGGUGUCUUCAAGUGUUUUCGUUUCGCGAGCACCUUGUACAGUAAACAAGGCGGAGACUGAAGAUUCCAUUGCAAAAGGCUCGUCGACACAGCAGGCGAGAACCAACGACCUUUCACCUAACGUCCAACCUGGCACUUUAGUUGUCAAGUGUUUACGCAGGCCAUUAGGCACACACAGUUCAGACUUUUCCCGCACAAAUGACCUCCCACAUUCAUCUUCUGCAUGUUACUAUGAAGAAUAUGAAGGAUUUCCGAGUGUUCAACAGCAAACAUCUGUACACCCACGGGUUCCACCUGCCGAUUUUACGCAUUUCCAUUCUCAGGCACAUCCAGCAUCUGUGGUCAAUCACAGUGUACCACAUCCGGAUUCAGGGCGCCUAAUUAUAUUCGAUAACGGGGUCACACCAUAUGCCACAGCUCGUAUCCCCGGAUGUUGCACCCCAAAACGUGACGACAAACUGGAUGAUCACGUAUAUGAAACGAUUCCUGGAGACGAAUAUCUUUAUGAGGAACUUAUGCGCAUGCGUGCGAUGGGUUUACUUUCGAAACGAUUACGAAAAAUUCCAGAUAUGCCGGGACAUUUUAUACCCUACGAAGCACCUGAACUUCCAGCUCGAAAUAUGAAUAGUAAUUCGCCCCGUCGUAACGACCAAUUCGUUGUACUGAGAGAGGCUCAUCAAAAUCCAGCUCACAACUCACCGUCUACUUUGCGACCCGUAGAACACGUUCGAAAUGGUUCUACGUCAUGGGAUGGGUAUUCCUACCCUUACAACGAGGGUCCUCCUAGAUAUUUCACAAAAUGGACGCCCAGUGAUCUGUUAAGUUAUGUUGAUGGAAUAAGACAACCAGCGCCAAAGAGAAGAGAAAACUUUUAUCUCUUGUUGAAUAAUAAACAAAAACGUGCAGAUUUUUCGGAAUCUCUUGAAAUUGAAACUAAACUCAAGAACAUGGGACUAUUGUGGGGAGACCGAGGUCAACCUCAAACCCCCGACCAGUCUGAUAGGUCAGCAUCGUUAGAGUUUACUGGGGACUCUGGACAAACAUUUUUGCAAUCAACAUAUGUAUAAAUUGUAAAUGUUCAAAAAAUUGUGCCAUAAGGGACAUUUCUUUUAAAAGUGCAAAAAUCAGUGCUACAGUCAAAUUGAUAUUUAUACUG
This is a messenger RNA of Saccostrea echinata, 3446 nucleotides long. RefSeq lists its product as uncharacterized. The record is from RefSeq and is a predicted model, not a curated record. The annotation marks the transcript as partial. NCBI's taxonomy places the organism in Eukaryota, Metazoa, Mollusca, Bivalvia, Ostreida, Ostreidae. The transcript has 2 exons.